GAUCUGAACUGGUAUAGUUUAUGUCGUUGAUGAUAAUAAUUCCUCCACGACUCAGCAACAAGAGCUACUCUGGGUGAUGAGCUUAAUGGUGCUGUUGCGGCUAUUUUAAUUUUUCAACAAGGAUCCAAAUGGCGCCGUUGACGAAAUUCUUUCAUUAUAAACGUCAACGAUCAACAUCAGCCAUCAGGGAACGAAGAAGAGUACUUUCGAAAAUACGCCGAGAGUAUUCCUGAUGGUGAAACGAGCGUUGCUUCAUCGAACGCAGCUAAAGAAAACAACAUCUAUGUAGUUGGUGGUACGAUGCCUGAAAUAGAGGGCGAUAAAUUGUACAAUACCUGUACUAUUUGGGGUCCCGAUGGAACUUUGAUAGCAAAACACCGAAAGGUACAUCUAUUCGACAUCGACAUUCCUAAUAAGAUUACUUUUCGAGAGAGUGAUUCACUCAGUCCUGGUAACUCCCUAACGACGUUCGACGUGAAGGGCUGCAAAAUAGGUAUUGGCAUUUGCUAUGAUAUUAGAUUCGAGGAAAUGGCACGCAUUUAUCGUAACAAAGGUUGCCAAAUGCUGAUAUAUCCAGCGGCAUUCAAUAUGACCACUGGACCACUGCACUGGUCAUUACUUCAGCGUUCCAGAGCGAAUGAUAAUCAAUUAUACGUUGCUUGCAUAUCACCGGCUCGUGUUCCUUCAGCAAGUUACGUCGCAUGGGGGCAUACACAGUUGACCAAUCCCUGGGGAAAGAUUCUUUACGAUUUGGAAACUCAAGAGAAUAUGGCAAUCACCGAUAUCGCAGGUGCUCCGGGUAUAAACAGACGACAAACGAACAAAUAGAAAUUCAAACUAUUGUCGUUGUUUAACUCGCAUGGGACUAUAAGCUCGAAUUGGACUUAAACGUUACGAUCGUCGAGAAUAAUUACUAUAUGUACCCUGUACGACGGGCAGAGAAUCUUAAGUUAUUAACGGCAAUUCCUUUGUGCAUAAUUCAGAUUUAUUAACAACCUGUAAUGGAUAAUCAUCGAUGAACUCUUUUUGAAUAAAGUUCACAUUUAUAAAGCAAACACUAUAAAAUACGACAGGACAAUUGUAAUCGAUAAAUAACAUUUUAUUAGGAUAUUAUAAGAAGCUAAGAUAUCGAGGUACAUUAAAAUUGAGUCCGCUGCAACCCUCAUGACAUUUAAAAUCCUACACGUAUAUUGAGUAAAGUUGUUAUAUUAAAUAUAAUCAUAUUAAAUACAAGCUCGUCCGCUGGAUUCCCAAAUUAUUUGGUUAAAUACUUUGAAUACGAGAAUACCGAGUGUUAACAGUAGUAAAUCCUCUAUAUGGUAUGUUUACUUUGCUAUCUUGAAUAGGUAAAUAACAUUUCACUUUAACGCAUUUAACCAAUAUUAACAUUUAACAUUUAACCAAUAUUAUACGCAUAUGCACAUAAUGUUACUGUUACAUAUAAUGAUAUAUACGUAGAUAUGCACGUUAAUUAAAUCCUCUAUAUGGUAUUUUUAUAUCAGUAUCGUAAACAUUGUAAACCGGAAAUCUUUUAUUACACACGUACAUAUACAGUCAA
Molecule: messenger RNA, 1558 nt
Organism: Bombus huntii
Lineage: Eukaryota; Metazoa; Arthropoda; Insecta; Hymenoptera; Apidae
Product: omega-amidase NIT2-like
Exons: 5
Coding region: 301-828 (175 amino acids)
Biological process (GO): L-glutamine metabolic process; oxaloacetate metabolic process
Cellular component (GO): mitochondrion
Molecular function (GO): omega-amidase activity
Source: RefSeq, a predicted model, not a curated record